GUAGUGGUAGGAAUGGAUAUAGCAGAUAUUCACAGUCUCAUUGAUACCGUAUGCUCCAAUAGCCUUCAUGUGGUGAUUUCCAUGGAUAGGAGGUCUAUAUGUCUUCUUGAAAGCCACAAUGGACAACAUAUAGCCAUAUUGAACGAAGAAUUCGAGAAAUUGAGGCCGACGGAUGGACGAAUACUGAAGGCAACGGAUGAGUUGUCUUGUAGAAGAAGCUCUCUAUUUGGAGCCGAAUUCAGUGAAUACUGCGACAGAUUAGCCGCUCUACCGGUCGUUCCGAGAGGAACCUACACGAGAACGCAUGGGCUGGCUUUACUUGGAGAGAAAUUUGACGAUAUCGAGGCUCAGAAACAUUCAGAAAAUUUUGGGGAUGUGCCAAGCAGCACUCUGAGCGAACGACUGCACGAGUACAACAAAGGGAUGGAAGCGAUAAAGAAGAGGAGAAAAACCUUGUUCAGCUACACAGAUGAGCUCGUGGAUAAUGAAAAGAUUGAAUUUUACGACUCUUUGAUAGAGAAGUUAGAUAAGCUGUUGAGCCUUUGA
Molecule: messenger RNA, 546 nt
Organism: Cylicostephanus goldi
Lineage: Eukaryota; Metazoa; Nematoda; Chromadorea; Rhabditida; Strongylidae
Source: the annotation of a GenBank genome assembly